Saccostrea cuccullata (small rock oyster) is the source of this 2150-nucleotide messenger RNA. RefSeq names its product DNA polymerase theta-like. Lineage: Eukaryota; Metazoa; Mollusca; Bivalvia; Ostreida; Ostreidae. Gene Ontology annotation, biological process: double-strand break repair via alternative nonhomologous end joining; DNA-templated DNA replication. The record is from RefSeq and is a predicted model, not a curated record. Gene Ontology annotation, molecular function: DNA-directed DNA polymerase activity; ATP binding; nucleic acid binding. The annotation marks the transcript as partial. The transcript has 11 exons.
CCUUUGGAGAAGAUACCAAAGGUCAGAGGUUAUGACAAGAUUACAGCAACCAAAGGUCAGAGGUUAUGACAAGAUUACAGCAACCAAAGGUCAGAGGUUAUGACAAGAUACAGCUGACUAGUAUUGUGGAUCAUUACAGAUUGUAACCUAUAGCCAUGGCAACCCACAUCAAUAAAAACACAGGAUCAGACAUUGAUUCCUCGUUUUCUUCCUCCUUCUGUACAGAGCUGGAUGAACAGAUGUUGGUUGCCAUGGAGACACUGGAGAGGCCUCAAAGGUCACAGAAAGCCAAUAAGAUCAGAGCUGGCCUGACAUCAACACCAGGAUGUGUGACCCCGUUACCAAGACGACAGUCCCAGCUGAUGAAGUCCCUGUUCACCCUCCAGAGUCCCCUAAAUGACAGCUUCCUCUCCCCCUUCCCGUCCCAGAACAAAUCCUCCAAUACAAAGAAAGGGGAGGAAAACCUGACCCCCGCCACUGCAGAUAGCUCUGUUAGACUCAGUAGAGGGGGAAAGCCCAACAGAAAGAAACCAAGGAAUGUAUUAAAUGAAAUUGUCAAUGACAAAGUAAAGGAAGGUGGAGGGGGUGUAGAGGAAGAGAAGAAUGUGAUUGACCUUGAGGUGAUAGGUCAAAGGUCAAGGACAGAGGAAAAUACUGAUGACGUUAGUUCAGAAACACAGGAAAGGGUGGCUGAAAAUCAAGAGAUGAUGGAAAAUGCGAAUGCUGGUGAGUUUUUGACAGAAGACAAGCUGUUAUUAAGUAACUGGGGACUUCCUGACCCUGUAUUAAAACAGUACACAGAUAAGGGGAUCACCUCAAUGUUUUCCUGGCAAGCAGAAUGUCUAUGUUUACCCGGGGUAUUAGGGGGAGGUAACUUGGUAUACUCGGCCCCCACUAGUGCUGGUAAAACAAUGGUGGCUGAGCUCCUGGUCCUGAAGCGAGUCCUAGAGACAAAGAAAAAAGCCAUCUUUAUCUUACCUUUCGUGUCGGUGGCCAGAGAGAAGAUGUUCUAUUUACAGCAGUUGUUCCAGGAUGUUGGGGUGGUAGUGAGUGGGUUUAUGGGGAGUUACUCCCCUCCUGGGGGGCUCAGUCAGGUGGACAUAGCAGUGUGUACCAUAGAGAAAGGAAACGGACUGAUAAACAGACUGAUGGAGGAAAACAGCCUCAACAAGCUAGGUAUUAUUGUGGUGGACGAGUUACACCUUGUAGGAGACCAACACAGGGGCUACCUGCUAGAACUGAUGCUUACCAAGAUCCGAUUCCUCAGUCAGAAAAAGCCAACAAAAACAGCAGACACUGAGGAUAAUGGUUCUACAGAGGGAGUCCAAAUUGUAGGUAUGAGUGCCACCCUACCUAACCUUGACCUUCUGUCACACUGGCUGAACGCCACGCUCUACCGCACAGACUACCGCCCUGUACCUCUCACGGAGUGUGUCAAAGUGGGGACAGACAUCUUUGAUUCCAGUCUACAGAAAAUUAGAGAGGUGGAUCUGAGAGUGGUGUGUAAAGGGGAUACAGAUCAUGUGAUUCCGCUGUGCUUAGAAACAUUGGGUGGGGGACACUCAGUGCUUAUUUUCUGUCCGACAAAGAACUGGUGUGAGAAGUUGGCAGAGACGAUUGCCAGGGAGUUUUACGGCAUUCUGAAGAAAGGUCCUGAGACAGACUGUUCCGCCCCUUUACCCUUGAACAGACUCUCCCUGAUGGAGGUUGUGGAACAACUAAGGAGGACUCCUGUGGGAUUAGAUUCUACCCUUGGGAAGACCGUGCCAUAUGGGGUGGCUUAUCAUCACGCAGGUUUGACCUUUGAUGAGAGAGACAUUUUAGAGGGGGCCUUCAGACAGGGGUCAGUUAAGGUCCUGGUAGCUACCUCCACCCUGUCCUCCGGGGUCAAUCUUCCUGCCCGCCGUGUCAUCAUCAGGACCCCAAUCUUCCAUGGGAAAACCAUAGACUUCCUGACUUACAAGCAGAUGAUUGGUCGAGCUGGAAGAAAGGGGGUGGAUACACAGGGAGAGAGUAUCCUGAUCUGUAAGCCGAAUGAGAGAAGUAAAGCCGUGACCUUAGUAGAGUCUGAACUGCCACCUGUCAGGAGUUGCCUGAUCAAACACCAAGGGGAACAACUCAGUUCUAGCAUGAAAAGAGCCAUACUAGAG